CGUCAGCAGGGCUCGGCGCCCGCUCCCAGGCGCUCGCCCCGCGCUCUUUAACGGCUCCCUAACAAAGGUCGCCCUCCGCACCUCGCACCUCGGGACGUCUGUAUGUGGAUCUAAGCGCUGGAAUGGCUUCAGGAAGCCACGCGGGGUCGAAGCUGGGCUCACGCUUAGGGCCCAGCUCAGCGGCAAGCCAUUGCUCACUCCCCAAGUUAUCUGUUACCCGCGGCCGGUCUGGAUGUAAAAAUAGCUGCUGAGGCUGUUUGUUUAAUCUGACUGUUACUCGACACCACGCGGGUGCUGCGGCCGGACUGUUUGCCUCUUCCCCGCCGGGAGCGAGCGCGGCACUUGGCGGCUGCGGGCGCCUACUCGGGGACGCUCGCUUCAUGACCUUGCGGCGCCCGGACCACCUCGCGGCGCGGUGCUCCCCAGGUGCGCGGGUCCGAGGGCCGAGCGGCGCGGGUGCGCGGUCGGCCGAGGGGAGGCCGCCGGGUCCGUCCCGCCCGCGCCCUUCCCGGGAGGCGGAGGAGCCGCAGCCGGACGCGCGCGGAGAUGGGCUAUGAUGAUAGCAAAUGUAAGCAUGAGAAGAAGUUUUAAAACUACAGAUCCUAAAUCCCAGCAAAGCAGGCACAUGCAGCCCCCACUGCUGUAACAGUUUCAGCUACCUACGGUCAACCACGGUCCAGAAGCACAUGAUCCUCCCUCUGACAUAUGGUCAGAAGUCAAUAGUAACCUAAUCCUACAUCACAGUGCCCAAGUCAUUCGUCCCACAUCAUCUUGUCACGUAGACAUUUUAUCGUCUCACAUCAUCACAGGAAGGAGGAAAAAAAAAAUCACACUGUGCAAUUGCAUCUGGUCAAUAGGAAGCUCUAGUUUUGUGGGAAGAGGGCUGCUCUUCCAGAAUCAUCACACAGAGGCACCCUCUGGCUGACCAGGGACAGUCUUCCCAGCUGGUGGAUGAUGCAGGGGAACAAGAAGUGCACGGACGGGUUCAGCGACUCCUCAAGCAUCGGCAGUGUGCUGGACGAUGCGGACAGGGAAGUGAGCAGCCUCACAGACCGGGCGUUCCGGAGCUUGUGCAUCUCAGAGGACACAUCUUUUAACGACUCUGACCUGACCCUGUCCCCAGAUAUCAGCCGCCAGGUGUUUGGAAAUUUUCACCAGGGAACGGUGAGCCACACCCACAGGAAAAGCAGCAUUUGGAGCCAGUUACCAUCACAAGGCACCGAGCAUGCAGGCUGGGCGGCCACAUUCCAACAGCUACCCAAGUAUGUUCAAGGAGAGGAAAAGUAUCCCAAAAGCAGCCCCCCACUGACACCAGCCCAGAGGAGACUGGAGGUGCCAGUUUCUGGCCUGAGGAGCAGCAACAAGCCUGUUUCUAAAGUGUCAUCACUAAUUAAAUCUUUUGACAGGACCGAGAGCCAACAUUGUGACAGCCGGCCUCCUACCAGUAAGCCCCCAGCUCUCAAAAAUCCCCCCAAAUUUGCUCCUCUUCCAGAAAGUGGCAUCAACUUCUGCUUCGAUUCUGCCUUUCUGACUGUCAGGAGGGUGCCUGCUGAAGUCUCUAGUGCCCAUCAGAAUAGCCAUCAGCCUGGCAGGAAGCACGGAGAGCAGGAGUCCCCCAAGAAUCCUGACAUGGCCAGUCACAACUCCAGCAGCUUCCUCCCAACACCUGAAAAUGUGGCCAACUCGUUUGAGCCAAAGUUCCCUUCUUCACCCCACAAGCCAGCCAAGGGCGAGCCUGGAAGGGGUAAGGACUGGCCUCGCAAAGGGACCUUUCUUCAUAGUGAAAACAGUGCUUUUGAGUCAUGGAAUGCCCACCAACCGAGGCUGCCUGAGAGGAAGGAGGCUGCUGACCCUGUCCCAGAAAGCAAGGCUCCCAAGCACUAUGAGGACACACCCCUGUUAAGAGAGCCCCUGGCCCCUGAACACCAUGUCUCCCCCUGCCAAGCCCAGGCCAGCUGUAGUCAGGAUGAGAACAGGCUGACAGCAGGGGCUCUCACCACAUCUGGAUCCUGGGGAGCUAGAGAUCCAGGAGCCCAGAUAUUCCCUGUGGAGGGAGAAGCUUCUAGCUCACAGCCUGACCCUCAGGUGAAGCCGACCCAGGCCCCGUGGAGGAAACCAAAGCCUAGCAAGGGAAGGAAAGAAAGUCUACCAGAUGCUUCGGAAAAGAAGCAGGCCACCAGAAGAGGCCCAGCCUUGUAUACAAAGCACAAUCCCCAGGGACAAUUUCCAGAAAACGAGGCUCUUGACAUGCCCAUGGACCCCAAUGAGCAUUACAGUCCUCCUUUUAACAUCAGUAAGCUUCUGACCCCUGUCAUACCCACCAAGCAUGUCCUGGAUCCACCUGACAGUCAGCUGGUGGAGAUAACCCCAUCUCCCUCAGGACAGCUCAACGGGUACCAAGAGAAGGAGCCCAGUGAAUGUCAAUCUUGGGACACCUACAAAUCCAAAGCCCCUAGCCUGUUGUUCAACCUUAAGGAUGUGCGGAAGCGUGUUAAGAGCACAUACAGUCCGUCACCUCUCUUGAAAGGCCUUGAGGAGAAAACCAGAGGCAAGCAAGAACCCAUGAGCAAUGGCGUCAUCCUUCCCAAUGGGCUUGAGGAGAGCUCUCCAAACGAGCUCUCUAAGGAGAGGCCAGCUGACGGCCCUUCUGUGUCACACAUCAGUACCCAGAAGGACCCUAAGGCUGACCCUGGUGCUGCCUCUGAAGACAGCUAUCUAACUCUUAGCUCACCUCCAGCUACCACCCAAGCCCCCUUCUGCGUCAACGGGGAGAGAGAUGACAGAAACAGCUACGAGAAGGACGAUGGAGAACCAGAGAUGGGCACUGCCAAGUCCGGCGAGUGUCCAGACUCUGGGGAACGCUGCCCCAGGAAGCACCUGUCCCUGAGGCUUUGCAGCAGAGAGCCUGAAGCAGGGAAGGCUGCAGAGAAAUCAGGGACCCCCAACCUAGAGAAGGGGUUCUUGAGAUCCGUGUCUCAAGAAACAGAAUCCGAGAGAGAGGCAGGAUUCCAGAAUCCAAACUUUAACCAGAAAUUCUCCCCAGGGCCCCUCUCUCCCGAGGAAGAAGAUGUGUUUUACAGUGACACACAAUCUGAUUUCAUGCCAGGCUUCAAAAGUAAGGCCAAAUUCAGCACCAGCUCUUCAGACCAGUCCUUUGCCUCAUUUGAGGAUCAGCAGAAAACGUGGUUCAGCGAGAGCCAGCAGGAAGACAGGAGGAAUGAUGGAAGUGCAGGAGACAGUCAGAAGGAUGAGAAGGAGAAGACGAUGGGGAAAGAUGAGCUGCCGCACUGUGCCCUACGUAACGGGCCGGUGUGCAUACAGGAGCACAGCAAGGGGGGACUGCUGCAAGGAGAAGGGGAAGGUUUAUCUGGAUGUAGGCCCAGGAAGACGUCGAGAGAGGAAGCUAACUUCAGAGGCACUUGGAUGGGGGGAAGUAAGGAUACAUGCAAAGACCUUACCCCCUCACCAUCUUCCACUUCAAACAAGCACAUACUGUUUGCAAUUAAAGACAAUACCCUCAGGGCCACCCCCGUGAUAAAACCCAUCAUGCUGCCCCUUCUGAGGACCCUGUCAUCAGAGGACCCACUGGGCAGUAGCCACAAAGAGGAGGACUUGCCAAAGCCAGGCUGGGGAGAAGAGGCUGGUGGUCUCUGUGGCCCUGAGAGCCAGGAAAUGGCCAAUACCCCGACACCUGCUAGCACGCAGGGCACACACUUGGAGCACACAGCCUGCGAGGGCAUGGACCAUGGGCAGGUGCCCAGCAUGGCCUGGAUGGAGACUCCUCAGCCAGUCCCAACAAGAAAUGUCCCAUCUCCUCCACUCAUGGGAGAGGAUAAAGGGCUGAAGCCACGACGGGUUGUGGCAAAGGAAGGCAAGAACAGUUCCAUGGACCGGGGGAAGCUGGAUGCUCCAAGGUGCAUCCCCACCAUCGCUUUGCCCCAAGGCGACCCAGAAGACCAGCCACCCUCACAGCAGCUGGGGAUGUGCUGGGAAGAGCACACACAAGAUUUCAAAAGUCACUUAUUGUCUACACCUAGAGCAGGGCCCCCAGGGAGAAGAUUGGUCCCUGGUGAGAUGGCAACUUCCCCUAAUGCCAGCUCCCUGGAUGAGAGCAGCGUGUGCUCCCCUGCUACCAGCACCAUUUGGGACGAUGCUUCCCAGUCCCCCACCAAGCCAGGCCUGCUGCCAGGGGAGCCUCCUCACCCCAGCCCCUGGGCCAGCCCCUACUCUGCCGGGGUUGCCCACAGGGAGGACCUGACACAUGCCCUCACAUGGGAAGCUGGCUCAGACCCCCAACUUGAGCCAAGCACAGAAGACCUCCGGACACUUUCUCCAAGAGGUUUGGUGCUGGACACGGCCACCAGCUCUGUAGGCCUCCCUGAGAAACCAGAGCCUCCGGCUCAGCUGGAGAGAGCGGCUGGCAAGCCACCUGCGGUGCCCCCCAAAACAGAGAAGGCCCUACGGCGGGCAAAAAAGCUGGCCAGCAAGAGGAGAAAGACCAACCAACUGCAAGAAAAACAUGGUGAAACCAGAGAAGAAAAGCCCUCCCUGGAGGACUGGGAGCAGAGGCCACCAUCCCCUGGAGAGAGACCCCGACCCAGGUUUCCCACGGUCCGCUCCCUGCCGCCUCCCAUCCACCGCCACUCAGUGUCUGCCUUCUCAGAGCCACUCAGGAGGCAGCCUGGGGGACCCCAGUCCCUUACACCUCUGCCCCCUUACCCUGCCACCCAGAAGGUCCUCCAAGAUCCCCAAUCUGGAGAGUACUUUGUCUUCGAUCUGCCACUCCAGGUGAAAAUCAAGACCUUCUAUGACCCAGAGACGGGCAAAUAUGUCAAGGUCCCCAUCCCAUCCUCUGAGGGAGGUUCCCCCGAGCUGCCCCCACCCAACACACCUGCUGCUCGCUACAUGCUGUACCCCCACUUCCGGCCCCUGCCCGUGACAGCCUUGAUGCCCCUGCGCUGCUCCUCUCAGCUCUCUGCCCCCACCUUCUUAAGGCAGGGCCUUCACCCCACCGAGGCGGCCAGCCCUGGGUCCCAGAGAGCCUGUGAGGCCGGCCUGCAGCUGGCCCCAAAGCCUCGAGGCGACCCCACCCAGCACCCCACAGGCCAGUGCCCUGAAGCACCUCCGCAGUGCCUGGGGGAGGAGGGAGAUGCUUCACACCUGGGCAUCAUCUCCACCAACGACCUAGAGGACUUUGCCACAGAAGGCGUUUCUUGAGAACUACAGCAGACUAACCCCCCUCAAAUAAACCCAGAAGAACUUACUUCCCCUUUCCCCAAAACAAUCACUUACAUACACACACACAGACACACACACACACAAAUCAACACAUACUUAGCCAUGUGGGAUCCCUAAUGUCUCAAAGGAAGUGGGGAUUCCGAGAAAACCCCAGCUGAAAGGCUUCCUGGGCCUCCCCUCCCUGGGAGGGCACUGUUUGCAUGACCGGGUCCCUCCUAAGCUCCUUCCCUGAUCCUGGAUCUGGCCUCCUUCCCUCUUUCUUCUCCCCUCCCUUACUCUGUCCCCCUCUGGCCAUGCCACUGCGGUGGGUCCAGCCUAUUCCUAAUGACCGUGACUACUCUGCUCCGGCAUCCCACCUAAUUCUUCUUAAGGGCCAGCUCAUGCAGUGAGCAAGCUCCCAAGACCCCCAGAAACAGCACACUGCACUGUGCCCAGCCCUGCCCAGCGAGCAGACCACCCAGCCCAGCCCCUCCAGGUCCAGCGGGGCCCAGAGAAGGGCCUCCAUCCCUCCCCACUGCAGGAGCCAUUUCCAGCUCACGCAGGCAGAAAUGGCUCAGGACUGCCCCCAGGCAACCCCGCAGAAAUGUUUAUUUGGAUAGAAUGGGUUUCUUUACUGAGGAAGCUUUCCUCUGAAAGCUAUUUUCUGAUAAAGAAAAGGCUACCUUUUAAAAAGUGAAACAAGCUUGUGGAUUUGGUUCUGUCCCCGACUCCCACCUUCCAUCUCUGGGCAGUGGCGGGUCUCCACUGGUAGGUUAAGUGCCUUGUGCUCUCCCAGCCUUCCCCCACUGCCAGCCACGCGGGGGCUUCACAUUUGAGCAGAGCAGCCUUAGCACCUAAUGUCAUUCUGAUGCUCCUCCUCGAGCUCCCAGCACCAUCCCUGCCUUCCCAGGGCUGGGUUCCCCAUCAAGGCCUGAGUCAGGCCCCAGGUAUCCCAAUUUCAUGACUAUUAUCUGUGCCCUAUGCUCAAAAGGAAAUUGUAUUUUCCCAACUCCCUGGCCUUCGAGGAAGUGGAGGGAAGUAUCUGAUCCAGGUCAAGGGAGCAAAAUGCAAUAACCAUCUCUGCACCUCUGAGAACAGGGACAGUCUGUGAGCACAUGCCCACUGUGGGCAACUGUGCUGAGAAGGAAAGCAGGCUGGUCCUCAUGGGCUUCCAUGGGCAUUCGCUGAAGCAACUUCAUUCUUGUGCUAUGGGAAAGACAGGGGCAAACACGUCUUCCCUCCUUGUUUAGCAAGGGCAGCUGUCAUGGCAGCUGUUGGGACUGUGCUGCCCAUGUCCCAUGGGACCCCACUAAAUGCAUCAUCCUUGUUCUUUUGGCAGAGAUGCUAUUCCCAGGCUAGAAAAAUGGCACAGAACUCACCAAGUCCCAGAUUUGCACAAAUACAAGGGCUCUAGCUUAUUCUUGGUCAUGAAUUGGAUUCAGGAUUUUCUACCUAUUUGUUUUCCCAACAAGUACAGCCACACCUUAAUUUCAUUGUGAAAAUACUACACCAACCCCCUGGCUCAAUGCCGUGAUGAGUCAACCAGAUGAUUAGCCAGGAACACAGGCAGGCUGCCGUCCGAGAAGUCUGGUUCCCAGGAGUCACUCAUCGGGGUGCAAGUGAGACAAACAAGCUAUGAUCUUGGCUCUGCCACUGUGGCUUAAGCAUCCUCCCACCUUGCUUUCAUCUUAUUCAAAUAGGAAAUGUGAUAUCUCAUUUUUAAAUUCUCAGGGCCCCGGGGAAAAGAAUAGCCUAACAAAAGUAGAAUCCUUCUGUUAAAUAAAUAAAUAAAUAAAUAAAUAAAUAAAUAAAUAAAUAAAUAAAUAAAUAAAAUUUUUUUAAAACCAUAGUAAUGGUAACUGUGUCCCCACAAGGAAAAAUAUAUUUUCCUUAAGGGUAGCUCAUGUUUGGGGAAGCAGUCAUCAUCUGUCUUAGAAACAACAGAAGCAGAGCUAUGGGUAGAGCUGAAAGCAUAAAGGCAGAUAUUUGGAGAUGAAGGCCAACUUCCCUGUGAAUGUGCCAGAGGAACGGCGAGAACUGUGUCUGGCAGAAAGCAACAUCCAGGAACUGGAGGGUAUUAUGCUGAGUGAAGUAAGUCAAGCGGAGAAGGACAAACAGUGUAUGUUCUCAUUCAUUUGGGGAAUAUGAAUAAUAGUGAAAGGGAAUAUAAGGGAAGGGAGAAGAAAUGUGUGGGAAAUAUCAGAAAGGGACACAGAACA
Molecule: messenger RNA, 7436 nt
Organism: Nyctereutes procyonoides (raccoon dog)
Lineage: Eukaryota; Metazoa; Chordata; Mammalia; Carnivora; Canidae
Gene: CUNH10orf71
Product: chromosome unknown C10orf71 homolog
Exons: 4
Coding region: 952-5217 (1421 amino acids)
Biological process (GO): positive regulation of calcineurin-NFAT signaling cascade
Cellular component (GO): Z disc
Source: RefSeq, a predicted model, not a curated record